Molecule: messenger RNA, 1660 nt
Organism: Egretta garzetta (little egret)
Lineage: Eukaryota; Metazoa; Chordata; Aves; Pelecaniformes; Ardeidae
Gene: GFUS
Product: GDP-L-fucose synthase
Exons: 14
Coding region: 1-1596 (531 amino acids)
Biological process (GO): nucleotide-sugar biosynthetic process
Molecular function (GO): GDP-L-fucose synthase activity
Source: RefSeq, a predicted model, not a curated record
AUGACGGAGGCGGCGGGGCUGGUGCCCAAGCGCAUCCUGGUGACGGGUGGCACCGGCUUGGUGGGGAGAGCCAUCGAGAAGGUGGUGGCUGAUGGAGAGGGGCGGCCGGAUGAGGAGUGGAUCUUCGUGUCCUCCAGAGACGCCGACUUGACGAAUGCUGUGGAGACCAAAGCCCUCUUCGAGCAGCACAAGCCCACCCAUGUCAUCCACCUGGCCGCCAUGGUCGGGGGCCUCUUCAAAAACAUUCGCUACAACCUGGAUUUUUGGAGGAGAAACAUCCAUAUCAACGACAAUGUCUUGCACUCGGCCUACGAGACGGGCGUGCAGAAGGUGGUCUCCUGCCUCUCCACCUGCAUCUUCCCGGACAAGACGACAUACCCCAUCGACGAGAGCAUGAUUCACAACGGGCCACCUCACAGCUCCAACUUUGGCUACUCCUAUGCCAAGAGGAUGAUUGAUGUCCAGAAUAGGUGCGGGGGGGACACACAGGAGAGCCUUUGUGGGCUGUGGGCACCCUCCAGUUAUCAGGGCAAGGAGAAUCCUCCAGGGCUCCCAGAAAUUGAAUGGAGCUGGGGAAGAUCCCUGGGCUCAGCAGAUGGAGAUGCUGCUGGCUGGGGUCUUCUGGGGACAGCUCUGUGCCUGGAGCGGCGCAUCCGGGUGACGGGUGGCACCGGCUUGGUGGGGAGAGCCAUCGAGAAGGUGGUGGCUGAUGGAGAGGGGCGGCCGGAUGAGGAGUGGAUCUUCGUGUCCUCCAGAGACGCCGACUUGACGAAUGCUGUGGAGACCAAAGCCCUCUUCGAGCAGCACAAGCCCACCCAUGUCAUCCACCUGGCCGCCAUGGUCGGGGGCCUCUUCAAAAACAUUCGCUACAACCUGGAUUUUUGGAGGAGAAACAUCCAUAUCAACGACAAUGUCUUGCACUCGGCCUACGAGACGGGCGUGCAGAAGGUGGUCUCCUGCCUCUCCACCUGCAUCUUCCCGGACAAGACGACAUACCCCAUCGACGAGAGCAUGAUUCACAACGGGCCACCUCACAGCUCCAACUUUGGCUACUCCUAUGCCAAGAGGAUGAUUGAUGUCCAGAAUAGGUGCGGGGGGGACACACAGGAGAGCCUUUGUNNNNUCACCGCCGUCAUCCCCACCAACGUCUUCGGGCCGCACGACAACUUCAACAUUGAGGAUGGCCACGUCUUGCCGGGGCUCAUCCAUAAGGUCUACCUGGCCAAACAGACCGGCUCAGCUCUGACCAUCUGGGGCACGGGCAAGCCCAGGAGACAGUUUAUCUACUCCCUGGACCUGGCCCGGCUCUUCCUUUGGGUCCUGCGGGAAUAUGAUGAGGUGGAGCCCAUCAUUUUGUCAGUGGGAGAAGAAGAUGAAGUCUCCAUCAGGGAGGCAGCGGAGGCGAUCGUGGAGGCCAUGGACUUCAGUGGAGAGCUUGUUUUCGACACCACCAAAGCAGACGGGCAGUUCAAGAAGACGGCCAGCAACGCCAAGCUACGGCGCUACCUGCCUGGCUUCCAGUUCACACCCUUCAGGCAAGCCGUGAAGGAGACCUGUGCCUGGUUCAGUGCCAACUACGCCAACGCCAGGAAGUGACGGGCCAACGCGGCACCAGGACCGGCAUCACCCGGCACCAUCCUCUUCAACUCAGGGUUGUCCU